Coprinopsis cinerea okayama7#130 is the source of this 1566-nucleotide messenger RNA. RefSeq names its product cytochrome P450. The transcript is spliced from 11 exons. The coding region runs from base 1 to 1566 and encodes 521 amino acids. NCBI's taxonomy places the organism in Eukaryota, Fungi, Basidiomycota, Agaricomycetes, Agaricales, Psathyrellaceae. The record is from RefSeq and is a predicted model, not a curated record. Gene Ontology annotation, molecular function: oxidoreductase activity, acting on paired donors, with incorporation or reduction of molecular oxygen; monooxygenase activity; heme binding.
AUGGCUAGUAGCACUCCCUACCUCUGGGCCAGCUGCACCCUUCUCGUAGCCCACAUCCUCUGGCGGAAGCUCCUCUGGCACAGGCGUUCAAAAGGGUACAAGCUACCACCUAGUCCUCGGCGGGGAUACCCUCUCCUGGGUCAUGCUUUGGAUGUCCCAAGAAGCAAUGAACAUGUCGUUUUCAGGGAGUGGUCGAAGGAACUCGGAAGGGACAUCUUCUACCUCGACGCUGCUGGAACGCCCAUAGUGGUGGUGAACACCAUCGAGCUAGCAACCGAGAUGCUAGAAAAGCGAUCUCGGAUUUACUCAAGCAGACCAGGCUCCAUAAUGAUGAACGACCUGAUGGGCUGGGGAUGGGUCAUCUCCAACCUUCCAUACGGGGAGAAAUGGAAAGAACGACGCAAGCUGUUCCAGCGGCAUUUCUCUCCCGCCAACAAAGCCUCCCACCAAUUCUGCGAGCAAGAGCACAUUUCAAAACUGUUGGUCAAACUCCUCGACUCGCCCGAUGGAUUUAUGGGCCAUACCCGACACAUGGUCGGGGGGAUCGCAUACUCGAUCGCCUACGGGUUGUCAGUCCAACCCAAUAACGACCCAUACAUCCAGCUCGCAGAAGCAGCAAUCAAAAGCGCGGUUGAAGCAGCCGUUCCAGGUGCUUUCCUCGUCGAUUUCGUACCAGCGCUGCGAUACGUCCCUGAAUGGGUGCCUGGGGCCGGCUUCAAGAAGAAAGCGCGUGAAUGGAAGAGGUUGAAUAACAAGAUGAGGAACAAGCCUUUUGAAGAGGCCGAAGCUCAGAUCAACGAGGGAAUCGCUCGACCCUCUUUCAUUCGAAAGGCUCUAGAGGACUUGGAUACAUCGGGAAACGUCGCCCACCAGCGAGAGGUCAUUCAAGACACAGCUGGGAUGGUUUUCGCCGCGGCUGCGGAUACGACCACCUCAGCUCUCUGCACCUUCUUCCUCGCAAUGAUGUGCUACCCCAAAGUCCAGAAACGUGCCCAAGAAGAGCUGGAUCGCGUUCUCGGGAUAGGGACUUUACCCCAAUCCGAAGACGAGAACAGACUUCCGUACAUCAACGCGAUCGUGAAAGAAGUCCUUCGCUUGAUUUUUGAGUAUCAUGAGGCUGAAGUACCCGAAUCGAAUGGCGCAGGUGUCCCUCACUUGUCCUCAGAAGACGACAUUUUCAACGACUAUUUCAUCCCACAGGGUACCAUCAUCAUCGCAAAUACAUGGGCAAUGCUCCACAACGAGCACGAAUACCCCAACCCCGAAGAGUUCAUCCCAGAACGGUUCCUAGGUUCUAACCCAGCUCGAGACCCAUCAUCCAUCGCAUUCGGAUUCGGACGAAGACAAUGCCCAGGAGCGCAUAUAGGCCAAUCCACACUCUGGUUAACGGCUGCUUCCGUUCUCAGUCUAUUCGAUAUAUCGAAGCCUGUUGGCCCAGACGGAGCAGUAGCUGAGACGACUGUGGAAUAUGAUGGCGGUGUUAUCGUACAUCCAAAACCUUUCGAAUGCAAUAUCACUCCGAGAUCUUUGGUUGCUGUAAAAACGAUUCGAUCACUCUGUACAUGA